AUGUCCGACUAUGGCGGUGGUGACGAUGAUAUGCAGGAUUACGGAGCCGGAGAAUAUGACGAGGGCAAUCUCGUAGAUGAAGCGGACUACGAGGAGAACUACGAAGACGCAGUCGCGGAAGGCGAUGCAAACCAGGCAAAUGGAAAUCUUCACACCGAUGCAACGGACUACAACGAGCACGCUCAGAACAAUGUCGUCACCAGUGGGGAGCCCGGACUGAAUACAGUGAAAGGAGUCAAGAGCAAGAAGAUUGCAUCAGAAAACAGAAUCACAACACCAUACAUGACCAAGUACGAGCGGGCUCGUGUCUUGGGCACGCGAGCAUUGCAGAUAAGCAUGGGCGCUCCUGUGCUUGUUGACGUCGAAUCGGAGACGGAUCCCUUGCAAAUCGCGCUCAAAGAACUGCGCGAAAAGAAGAUUCCUCUAGUCAUCAGGCGUUACCUGCCCGACGGCUUUUACGAGGACUGGACGUGCGAAGAAUUACUCUAG
Dissoconium aciculare CBS 342.82 is the source of this 489-nucleotide messenger RNA. Its product is annotated as RNA polymerase Rpb6. The record is from RefSeq and is a predicted model, not a curated record. Gene Ontology annotation, molecular function: DNA-directed RNA polymerase activity; DNA binding. Bases 1 to 489 code for a protein of 162 amino acids. NCBI's taxonomy places the organism in Eukaryota, Fungi, Ascomycota, Dothideomycetes, Mycosphaerellales, Dissoconiaceae. Gene Ontology annotation, cellular component: RNA polymerase I complex; nucleus; RNA polymerase III complex. The transcript is spliced from 4 exons. Gene Ontology annotation, biological process: DNA-templated transcription.